Messenger RNA from Phaedon cochleariae (mustard beetle), 5016 nucleotides. The record is from the annotation of a GenBank genome assembly. NCBI's taxonomy places the organism in Eukaryota, Metazoa, Arthropoda, Insecta, Coleoptera, Chrysomelidae.
AUGAUAAGAAACUAUAUCCUCCGAACAUUCAAUUCAUUUCCAGGGACUGGCUUAGCCACGAGCCUCAGCUCCCAUGCUCUGGGAGAAUGCAGUCCUCCCAUAUCUCCGAUAACGAUGUCCCACACGACUCCCAGCAUUUACCCCGGCAUGAACACCUCGGUAGGACACAACUCGUACCACGGCCUGCAGAGUGGUACCACCAAUCUGACAGGCACUUACCUACCAUCCAAUCCUGUCAGCAUCGGUGGCUACAACCCUACUUCCAAUCAGUACUAUAGCUUGGGACACCAGUAUUCGAACAAGAACAUGAUGGGUACUACUAUGAACAGCUUGACGCACCAUCCCGUUGGCAUAGGCACUUCGCUGGGGCAGACCAGUGUUCUAGGUACUUCCCUACCGUCGAACCUCCCAACUAUCGGUACCAGCGGUAUGAGCACCCUCCCCUCCGCAAUAGGCACCUCCAUGGGCCCCACCAGCUACACGCAAACCGCCCUGCCCCCCUCCACCUACUCCAACCCCCUGUCCUACAACAACCCCUCCUACAGCAACCCCAACAACCCCUCCUACGGCAACCCGGUCGGGGGCGGACUUGCGCAGUUCGGGCUGCCCUACGGCCAAGUGGGCGGCAACGCGGUCACCUCCAGCUACGCCAACAACAACGUGACCUUCUCGAAUCCGCUGAGUUCGAACUUCAACAGUCUGCCCCUGGGCGGGGGGGCGAUGAAUGCGGACUGGGGCGGCGUUCAUGGCGCCGACAGGAACUACUUGAACGGGCACAACCAGAUGAACUCUGACGGACAGGUGGACAUGCUGGAUAUUCCAGGGAAGGGCAGGUGUUCAGUUUAUAUUGCCAGAUUUUCCUAUGAACCAGAACCCGAUUCUGAGGAGGAACUGACCAUUCAAGCGGGAGAUUAUCUACUUGUUUGGGGAGAACCAGUAGGCCCCGGAGGAUAUUUGGAUGCUGAGUUAUUGGACGGAAGGAGAGGGCUAGUACCAUCUCACUUCGUCCAGCGUCUCAUUGGCGAUGACCUCUUGGAGUUCCACCAGGCAGUCCUGAGCACUUUGAGGGAGGAAGAGAUCAACCAAGAAAACUUUGCUGCAGACGUUCAGAGACUGAACGAACUGGCAGAAAUGGCGGAAGCUCAUGAGGAUGAUGGUCCAGAAGGUGAGACAGCUGACCUUUUAUUCUCGGUGUUAGUGCCGGCCCCCAGGCAACUCACCUUGGAGAGACAGCUCAACAAGAGCGUGCUCAUAUCCUGGACGGCUCCAGACGGGAUAGGACCUGGAAACCAGAUCGAGAGCUAUCACGUCUACGUCGAUGGGCCCCAUCGUAUCAGCGUGAGAUCGGUAACAGCGAACCGCAGAACUUCCAGAGAUGCAGCAUGUACUAUGAUCAUCGGCCGAGAUACUCAUUCGUUAGGCCCCAGCGCAGUGAGAGCUUCUAACAUAACUUCCACGUCAUCUGUCAUCAGCUGGUUACCAGCCAACUCUAAUCACCAGCACGUCGUGUGUGUUAACAAUGUCGAGGUGAGAACAGUCAAGCCUGGCGUAUAUCGUCACACCAUCACUGGCCUGGCGCCCAACACCCAGUACAGGGUCACCGUCAGAGCGAAACACCAUCGAGUGGCUCAAAAUGUAGCCAACCUGGCAGAAGACCUACCAAUGCCUGCUGCUGCGCACACUGAUUUCAGGACCUUACCGAAGGGUCUGCCGGAUCCACCAAGUGAUAUUAUGGUGGAACCAGGUCCACAAGAUGGCACACUUCUAGUGACAUGGCACCCUAUUCUCACACCUCACCACCCAGGCUCAACGAUCACAGGCUACGCUGUAUACGCCGAUGGCAAGAAAGUCACCGAUGUGGACAGUCCGACCGGCGAUCAUGCUCUGAUCGAUAUCAGCAAGCUGCUGGGCUUGAACCCGAAACACGUGACUGUUCGUACGAAGGCUAGGGACAGCCAAUCGGCAGACAGCGUUCCCACCGCUAUUCCACUGAGCGUUUUGAGAGGUGGGGGAAACGUCAGGUCUAGGCAGCAGCCGCAUUCUGCGGUGAUGCCGGCGCAUAUUCGUCAACAGAUGCCCAGACAGCAGCAACAGCAACAAGGGCAACAGGUUAUUGAACCGGACGAAAAUCUCAGUGAUAAGGAAAUCUUCCCGAAUUCAAAUCCACAUCGUCAGCAGGGAGGGAUUCCGUCAAUCGAAAUUACGAAAGAAAAUUACGAGAGUAACUUGUCUGAAGACGAAAUGUUGGAAAGACGAAACCAAAGACAAUAUCAACAGCGUUCGCAGCAAAGGCAGGUGCAGCACCAAAGGCCGGAGCAGCAACAGCAACAACAGCAACCGCAGCAGCCGCAACAACCCCAAUCUCAACAACAGUAUUACCAACAACAGCAAGCCAUCUCCAGAGACCCAACCUCGCGCCAGAUGCCCCAGCAGAUGCGCGACCAGCAGGCCCAAGGCGGUCGAGGCGGCAACACCGCCAACGCGCCCACCAACCCGAACAAUCCGCCCAUGUCGCAGAAGCGCGCCCGCUGGUUCGUGGCCCUCUUUGAUUACGAUCCGGCAACGAUGUCGCCCAAUCCGGACGCUUGCGACGAGGAGCUGCCCUUUUCGGAGGGCGACACCGUCAAGAACAUAUAUUUUCUACGAUUUUUUUGUAUUCAUAUAGGUAGGAGAGGUUAUGUGCCGCACAACAUGGUCAUGGAAUUAGAAGGAAAUCAGAACAGGGACAGGUGGGGAGAUAUAUGUGCCAAUCUACCCGUGAAACGUAUGGUGGCUCUAUAUGACUAUGAUCCACAGGAACUUAGUCCUAAUGUUGACGCCGAGCUGAGCUUCGCCACCGGCCAGAUCAUCAGCGUGUACGGCGACAUGGACGACGACGGCUUCUACAUGGGCGAGAUAGAUGGCGUGCGCGGAUUGGUGCCCUCCAACUUCCUUGCCGAGGCGCCUGAGCAGUACGGCGGUCAGGCGGGGCAGCCGCAGCAGUACGGCGGGCAGGCGGGGCAGCCUCAGCAGUACGGCGGGCAGGCGGGACAGCGGGGAGGGCAGAGAGGGGGUAGAGGAGCGGGGCCUGGAGCUAGGGGGCCUCCCCCGCCGCCCAGGGAGAGCCAGAUCCGCGGGAGGAACAAAGAUGCCUGCCUACCUGUGUAUACCUCUCAGUUAGACUCGCUCAACACGUCUACGACACCGAACACUAUCACCGAGCACCAGCAGGGGAGGGGGAGAGGCACGCUGAGGCCCGCUGGUAAUCAGCAACAGCAGCAGUCGCAGCAACACCACCCGCAGCUCCAGCAGCAGCAGUCGUUCAACCAAUCGAUGAGCCAGCAGCCCCAUACGACUUCCUCGGUGGGUGGCCUCUUCGGCAGCCUAACCGGGCAGUCGCAGCAGCCGCAGCAGCAGCAGCAGCAGCAAGGCUUCCCGAGCAACCAGAACCACUCUUUCCAGAACCAGAGCCGGAUACAGCACAAAGGGGUGCCGCAGGUGAUACCAAACGUGAUGUCAUCUGGCGGCCAGAUGCCGAACAACCAGCAGCAGAUGAACAACGCCGCAGCGCCUAACCUGAUGCAGAAGUUCAAUGAGAUGACUGCGCCUGGGGGGGAUAUAUUGUCCAAAGGCAAAGAACUCAUAUUUAUGAAAUUCGGAUUGGGAGGGAAAUAACCUCUUUCGAUUUGUUAUUGUUGAAUUUUGGGGACUCUGAUGUUUUUGAGAACCGUUGCGCGGUUUGCUGCCAUCGAGUGAUGGACUUGGGUGGACAUUCUUUCUGCGGCAUUGUAUCGCAGAUAUUUCACCGUUCAAGACAAUAUUUUUGUGAGUAGGGUCUGUCUGUCCCAUAUAAAGUAUGCGGACAAAACUUGUAAGUAAUCAUGUGGUCAAUGGCCAAGUAGUGUGGAUACACACAUACAUACACACCGUUAUCAAAAAAGUGCUAUCUUGAAACAUUCUAUCACAGGGUGAAAAUCUGCGACAAGCACCUAUGGCUAUGAUAGACAGAAAUACGGUAUGUCAGUUUCUUGGCCUACUUGGUGCAUGACGUCAUUCUGAUACAUUUGUUGAAUUAACAGAUAGUGUUCAAAUUUGAAAGCUGAUGCGGUUCCAAAUAUUAACGAUGUAAAGAAUCUGAAUGUCUCGUAUGUGUUGGAUGAAGGGAUCAAAUCCAUAUAGUUUAUUUUUAUAAAGAAUUUUUGAGCAUACCGUCACCAGAACAGUUGUAUACUUAACGUUCACCCUGUUCGAGUAAUCGUUAGGAAGAUGUCAAAUUAAAUUGGAGAUUAUCUAUAAUUUUCAUGCCCCAUGCUAGACUAUUUAUUCUACAUAUCCAUGAUCUACAACAAGUCACUGGUUCAUCAAUAGGCAACCAUUUACUCUACUAGGAAUCAUGGAUCCGACCAGAGCUUAACAUGCCUGGUCUUCUGUCUUCUAGUAGUUAGGUGGUGGUUGAAUAUAAGUUCAAUAAAAACACAUUGAUUUUAAUUGUGAGUAUACUCUUAUGUACGAAAAAUAAAUAGAACAACAAAAUCCUCAGCGAGUGAACCAAUAAAAUGAUGUUUGAAUUUUCAAAAUAUAUCUUCAUCAGCCAAAUGAAAUUAACAGAAUCAUCUACACAGAACAAGGAGUUACAUAUGGCGAUCUGGUCGUUUGACUUAUUGGCUAUCAUCAAAUUUCUUCAUUGAUUUAUAAUCAUCCAUCCAUCCAACAUGAUCUAAGAGACCAAAAUUAUGUUGCCUCGAAUAAAUAAGGAUAUCGAUAGACGGGAUAGCAUGAUAUCGAUAUAGUAUUUUUUCAGAAUUCUAUCAAUAUGCCCUGUGUUAUCUGACGAAUCAAUAAACAGGUAUUAUUCGAUGUAGCCGCUACUUUAUUUGAAAUUUCAUCCAGCACAAACAUAUUGUAGCUAUGGGCCCAAUUAUUACAUCAUUGUGUCUGUCAUAGUCUCCAAACCAUAGACUCAAUCAUAAUCCACAUAUUUGGUAUUUUAUGCUUCAUAGUCUGAAAAGGAAUAUUCUCAGAUAUAUUUAUGAACAC